Messenger RNA from Triticum dicoccoides, 2031 nucleotides. Its product is annotated as alpha-1,3-arabinosyltransferase XAT3-like. NCBI's taxonomy places the organism in Eukaryota, Viridiplantae, Streptophyta, Magnoliopsida, Poales, Poaceae. Gene Ontology annotation, molecular function: glycosyltransferase activity. The transcript is spliced from 3 exons. The record is from RefSeq and is a predicted model, not a curated record. The coding region runs from base 393 to 1745 and encodes 450 amino acids.
CACAUGUUGGCAAGGAGGAUUUGACCAUGAGCAGAAUCCUCCUUGUCGUUACUCUACCAAAAAGGGGCUGGACCAACUAACUGAAACAGUAUUUUCUUGAGUCUAACACCUAACAUAUCAACUGUUGCACUGAUGUAGACCUUUACCCUGACCUGGGGUAUCAAUGUCCACCAGCACCAAGUUUUCUGAUGGACUGAUGCAACUAAGCUUUAGGUUUCACUAUUAUGUUCAUCUCAUUUUUUUGUUCAUCAUGCUCUGUUUUCUGCACUAGAUUUUCUUUCGGCAUGUCGAAUUGCUGCGAGUUGUGAAAAGAGCAGGUUAAGAAGAAUAUAAGCAUAGAAGCAACUCAGGGAGUGCCAUUGCUACUCCUGUGAGGAUCUCAGCAUUGCAAGAUGGCGACUGAGAAGAAAAUAAUCAGUCUUACUGUCAAGGUUGGAUUGGUGCUGUUUGCACUAUGCAUUCUUGCGCCGGUUUCGCUCAUGGUGCUGUUCAGGCAUGCAGUUCCUCUGCAGACAUUGAGGUUGCUGUUUUCAGCUGGUUCAGCAUCUUUGGUGGCUUGGGAAGAAGUAAAGAUGUACUCUGCAAACAAAGGAGCGUUUCUGUGUGAGUGUGACAUGUCGAGCCUAAGAUCAGAUGUAUGCGAGCUGAGGGGCGAUGUCCGGGUAAUCCUCUCAAACAUCACCAUCAUUGCCCUCCUCCACCCCAAUGUCUCUGUGAGGCGCCGGUCAUGGAGGAUGAAGCCGCACGCGAGGAAGAAUGAUGGCCAUGCGCUCGCCAAUGUCACAGAGGUGUUGGUGUCGGUCACCCCUUCAUCACCUUACGCUCCGGGAUGCACGGCUGAGAGUGCCGCCCCAGCGGUGGUCUUCUCGGUCGGCGGCUACGCAGGCAACAUGUUCCAUGACUUCACCGACGUACUCAUCCCGCUCUUCAUCACUGCCAGCCGGUUCCGCAGCGACGUGCACCUCCUUGUCAGCAACGCCCCGCCGUGGUGGCUUGACAAGUACGGACCGCUGCUCCGGGGGCUCUCCCGCCACGCCGUCAUUGACAUGGACAGGCAAAGCGAAGAAGUGCUCUGCUACCCUCAUGUGGUCGUCGGCCUCAGCUUCCACAAGGAGAUGAGUAUCGACACCGUGAAGACUGUCGGUGGGCACUACUCCAUGGCAGACUUUGCCCGCCUUGCCCGGAGAUCCUAUGGCCUCGAGAGAGAUACCGCCAUCCGGCUGCUACACGGCGGUGACAAUAUCAAGAGCCCGCGGCGCCCCAGGCUGCUCAUCAUUUCCCGGAAGACAACCAGGGCGUUCACCAACAUGGGCGCUGUUGCACAGGCGGCAGCCAUGCUUGGCUACGAGGUGAUCGUCGGCGAGGCGGAGCAGCACUCGGACCUUCCCGCCUUUGCGCGGCUGGUGAACUCGUGCGGCGUGCUGGUGGGCGUUCACGGUGCUGGGCUCACCAACCUGGUGUUCCUCCCGCCGGGGGCUGUGGUGGUGCAGGUGGUGCCGCUGGGCGGGCUGGAGGCCAUGGCGGGGGACGACUUCGGUGUGCCGGCUGGCGACAUGGGGCUCGGUUAUGUGCAGUACGGCAUCGCUGUCGGGGAGAGCACACUGGCGGAGCUGUACCCACGUGACCACCGUGUGCUGAGGGCCCUGGCGCUCCGGUCGGAGUACCUGGUCGGCCAGAACGUCACGCUUGAUGUCGCUCGGUUCAGUGGCGCCUUGUCCCGUGCUCUGGAGCUUCUUCACCGUUAGAAGGCACUCCACAGGGCGUAGAUUGUUUACAAGAUAAUUAGUCAAGUGUUUUACUACUGCAGUAAAAUAAAGGGUCUGGCUAAAUCAUGUGUGAGCUGUUGGAUCGCUGUCACACGGUGAGAAGACAAAUUCGAAGGCUAAUCUAGUGAUUAAAUUCUCUCACUCAACUAAGGAUUAGCAAUUCCAUAAGAGGAAGUGAAACGGAACACAAAUUGGAACAACCAAGGUUGAAUCACAUAUCUCUCCAGAUUUUACUAUUGUGUCAAUUUGAAUUAUUUUUUGUGCA